Messenger RNA from Merops nubicus (carmine bee-eater), 486 nucleotides. RefSeq names its product rho-related BTB domain-containing protein 2. Gene Ontology annotation, molecular function: GTP binding; GTPase activity. Lineage: Eukaryota; Metazoa; Chordata; Aves; Coraciiformes; Meropidae. The annotation marks the transcript as partial. The transcript is spliced from 3 exons. The record is from RefSeq and is a predicted model, not a curated record. Gene Ontology annotation, biological process: small GTPase-mediated signal transduction.
AUUAAUGGAUUCUGACAUGGAUUAUGAGAGGCCAAACGUAGAAACCAUCAAGUGCGUCGUGGUCGGGGACAACGCGGUGGGCAAGACCCGGCUGAUCUGUGCCCGUGCCUGCAACGCCACCCUGACCCAGUACCAGCUCCUGGCCACCCACGUGCCCACGGUGUGGGCCAUCGACCAGUACCGUGUCUGCCAGGAGGUGCUGGAGCGCUCCCGGGACGUGGUGGACGAUGUCAGCGUCUCCUUGCGCCUCUGGGACACCUUUGGGGACCACCACAAGGACCGACGCUUUGCCUACGGCAGGUCCGACGUUGUGGUUUUGUGCUUCUCCAUCGCCAACCCCAACUCCCUGCACCAUGUGAAGACCAUGUGGUACCCAGAGAUCAAGCACUUCUGUCCCCGGGCACCUGUCAUCCUGGUGGGCUGCCAGCUGGACCUCCGCUAUGCCGACCUGGAGGCCGUCAACCGGGCACGGCGACCCUUGGCCAG